Molecule: messenger RNA, 660 nt
Organism: Leptomonas pyrrhocoris
Lineage: Eukaryota; Euglenozoa; Kinetoplastea; Trypanosomatida; Trypanosomatidae
Exons: 1
Coding region: 1-660 (219 amino acids)
Biological process (GO): Golgi organization; endoplasmic reticulum to Golgi vesicle-mediated transport; intracellular protein transport
Cellular component (GO): COPII-coated ER to Golgi transport vesicle; endoplasmic reticulum-Golgi intermediate compartment; Golgi apparatus
Source: RefSeq, a predicted model, not a curated record
AUGCGAACGAGAAUUUCAUUUUGCACUCCCAACCGCCGCCGCACCGGGCCGUUGCUGACGGUGGCCGUUCUCACGGUGCUGCUCGUCUACCUCAGCGUGGCCGCAACCCUGUCCACCGCCCUCACCACGGCGGUAGACGCGGGAGAGAAGUUCGUCAUCACGGAGACGCUGCCUCCGGGCACGGAGCUGCACUUUCAGUUCGCGCUGCACGCCGACUACGUGCUGCCCAUCUCCAUCGUAGACCGCGGCACGAACGAGGAACUCAAGCGGUGGCAUGACAACGCGCGUGGGGUCUUCUCCAUCCCGGCCACCGACAAGACACGCGUGUUUACGAUUUCCUUCGACAACUCCGACACGUAUUUUACGUCGAAGAACGUGAACUUUGACCUCCGCACGGCGGUGAACUCCGACUACGCGGUCAGCGCGAUGGAGCUGGACCCGAUCGAGCAGAAGAUCCGAGUGCUUUCGAGUGCGAUGCAGCGGCUGAAGUCGCUGCAGGUGAACAUUCGCACGCAGCAGACGAACCACCGCGCGACGGUGGAGGACGCAAACGAGCGGGUGCUCCUCUGGUCCAUCUUUCAGGUACUGUGCUUCAUUGCCAUGACAGGGUUUCAGCUGUUUCUACUGAAGCGCUUCCUGGAGAAACGGACCUACGUCUAA